GGAACAUACUUUUUUUUCAGUCAACAAGAUGUGAACUUUGAACUUGUAGUGCAAGGUCUGCUAGUCUAGUCGUGACUAUUGUGAAUAUUGUGGUUCUCUUACACACACCUCUCCAACUUCAUGGAGGAUUUUCCAAACUAAUUUUAAACAUUGUGAGAAUGGGAUCAACUGCAAAGUUAUUUUUAUAUACACAGUCAUGCCUGCGAGGCUUAAGGGUCAGGGAGAUUGGAAAUUGCCUUUCUUCACAAUGUCAACGAUAUUGUAAGUUUAAGUUGAUACAGCCGGUACCAGAAGCCCUGAGCCUGAGAAGCGUAAUUGGGUUUUUGACGCCCUCGACUAUUUUAUUUUUGGCGCCCUUUUGUUUGAACAAAAAUUUAAAUAAGUAGAGAUUUAGCGGCGCCCUUUUGAACUGGCGCAGGCCGGCGCCCUUGGCAACAGCCCCAAGCCAAUCCCCAAGCUGUUGUUAUGGUACUAUUACUAAAACGAUUACUAAUUAAAUUUAUUUAAUUUAGGUGACAUUUGAAAUUUUCUGCAGUAGGCCCUCAUACUGAUAUUAUAUAUUAAUAAUUACUAAUUUAAUAAUAGUAAUAGUAGUGAGUAGUGGAAUAAUGGUAACAUCAAAGUCAGAAGUAAGUAGUAGAGGUAAAUGUAAAAGUUGGAACAUUUUAAUUUUAAGUUAUAAUUAUUGAUUGAUACCACUGGUAUACUAAAAUUACUAAAAAGUAACUAUGUUUAAGCAGGGACUUAAUUUGGGUAGGGUGGGUGGGGGUAUUUAGAAUUUGCAGGUUUUAUUUAAAUUGCUAUACUAUGUACUGUGGCACCUCCAGUAUAAACAACUUAACAAGCCAACCAAGUUUUGCCCCCCCCCCCCAAAAAAAAAAAAAAAAAAAAAAAAUUAAAUAUAAAAAAUUAAAAAAAAAAAAAAACAAAAAAAAAUAUUGCUAUACUAUGUACUGUGGAACCUCCAGUAAAAACAACUUAACAAGCCAACCAAGUUUUGCCCCCCCCCCACAAAAAAAAAAACACAAAAAAAUUAAAUAUUAAAAAUUAAAUACAAGAAAAUACAAAUAAAUACAAGAAUACCACUGUUUUUAAUUUUACAAUUUACCAGAUUUUCUUAUUUUGAUGUUGUUUUAUAAAUAUUAUAAUUAUUAAGUAUUUGAGAAAUGCUGAAGCUUAACCAAGCUGAGAUCGAACAAUCUAGUGCAGUGGUUUUAAACUGUUUCAGCUCACAGUGAAUAGUCAUUCACCACUGGUACUUCUUUCUUAAAUUGAGAUCAAAGGUAUUCUAUUUUUCUGACCAUGUGUGAAAAGAUGUUAUUGUCUAAUUUUGAUUUUAUCCUUUUAUUUGAAGCUUACAAUCAAAUGAGUGUGUAUUGUUUCUUUACAACAUAACAUUUUAAUUAAAAAAUGUAUUUUUGAUAAUAUUCCCACCACCCCUUAUGUGAGUCCGAUUGCCCCCUAAAAUGUUGCAAGACUUUAAGCGCCUUUGAGAACUGCUGAUCUAGUGUUUAAGUGUCAUUGAUAUGUUUAAAAAUUGCUGAAAUCUUUCACAUAUGUUUUCAAAAACUCUAAGAUGAUGAGAAACUCACACUCCAAAACAGACGCGGAGUAUGCUCUGUCCCUAUUGACUUGCCAGAAACUCAUGUACUUUUAAGGAAAACGUGUAGAGAUUUUGCAGAAAAUGAGCUAAUGCCAAUAGCUGGUCUCCUUGACAAGGAACACAGAUUUCCUCAAGAACAGGUAGCACUAAUAGAAAUUAAACUAUUCAUGGAAUAAGGAGCCAUCCUUAAAUGUUGUCACUCAUUCUGGGGGGGGGGGGGGGGGGGGUGCAGGGACCAUCAAAAAUUUGUCAUGAUGUAUAACACAUUGUAUUAUGAAUUACUUACUUAUGAUUUUAUUGUGUGCGGUAAGUCUUGUGCGUUAAUUUAGUUAAUGAUGCUUUUCCCCCAUUAUGUUGGUGACAUAACUUUAUUGCAGUUCUGACAUAGUGUCCAUAGUCUGUAUUUGGUGUACGUGCUAUUCAUUUGGCAGUUGGUGAGAGAACUUUGUGGGUGAAGGGUGUACUAUAUUCUACUUACAGUGAGCUUUGUAAUACGUGUAUUUGAUUUAUUGUACGGCCUGAUAUAUAUGUUUCUGGAUUAAAGUUCUAUCUGGUCAUCAUCUGUUUGGUCUUGCUGUACCUGGAUCAUAGUUCUAUCUGGUCAUCAUCUAUUUGGUCUUGCAGUAGCUGGAACAUAGUUCUGUCUGGUCAUCAUCUAUUUGGUCUUGCAGUAGCUGGAACAUAGUUCUAUCUGGUCAUCAUCUAUUUGGUCUUGGAGUAGCUGGAACACAGUUCUGUCUUGCAGUAGCUGGAACAUAGUUGUCUUGCAGUAGCUGGAACAUAGUUCUCAAGGCAACACUGAAUUCCUCUGGUUUUUGCUUGUUUGCCGGAAGUGCUUUGUUGUAUUGUAGUCAUCUAGCAGCUGGAAGUGCUUUGUUGUAUUGUAGUCAUCUAGCAGCUGGAAGUGCUUUGUUGUAUUGUAGUCAUCUAGCAGCUGGACGUGCUUUCUUGUAUUGUAGUCAUUUAGCAGUAGGCUCUUCCCAGUUUUUCUUCAGUUUUAGCUUGAGUCUUGUCAGCUCCUCAUAUGUCUUUUAGAGACCGACAGAAGUUUUUGCUAUGUGGACGAUUUGGUUUUCUAUUUUGUUAUCAGGAGACACCCAAGUUACCUUGUGGAUUUUCUUAGGCUGGAUUACACUGCUCCCCCAACAACAAGCUCAUGUGCCGCACAGAAGUCCACAUUCCAAGAAUCUGUGCUUAUUGCCUUUAAAAGGUGUGUCCUGUGCUUUGAGACUUCUAGCAUAACCCGGUUUUCGGCCACAAGGCUUGAUAACUCUUCUUGUGCAAGAAGAACUCUCUCUUAUUCAGGCCUAAAAUUAUUAUUUUUUCUUUCUUCUUGUUGACGUUUCUGUGGCAAUUUGUAUCUAGGUUUGGGGCCGGCCAUGCUCCAAUACUGAGAAUCUUUGUAUUAUAAGGUGUCUAAUUUUGUGACAUUUUGAGACAAUGUGGGGAGGUAGGUCCAGAGUGGGCCACAAUAGAAUGACACCAUUUUGUGUGGUUGCAAAUAGUGGUUCUAUAGUAAAUGCACAUCAUAUAUUAUAAUGAUACUUUCAUUAAAUAACAUACAUAUGACAUGAACAGUUAGCGCUGACUUUAUCAAGGGAUUCAAGGAUGGAAAUGAACUAUCAGAAAUAAGUUUUAUUACACAAAACUAAGAUGACAAAGUUGGUCCUUGGACAGUUAUUAAAAUUAUUAUUAAUGAGCUAUGUACCUCAUCUCUAUAAUUUAUUUGUGUUUAGAUAAAAAAAUUAGGAAAUUUGGGCCUGCUGAGUGUCGAUGUACCAGAAGCUGAAGGUGGGACUGGUCUGGACUACCUGGCCUAUGCCAUUGCAAUAGAAGAGAUCAGCAGGGGAUGUGCAUCAACUGGGGUUAUCCUGAGUGUCAAUAAUGUGAGCAUCCUUGUUUCUUGGGUUGGUUGGCACCUGUCAGUGAUGUAAUGUGAGCAUCCUUGUUUCUUGGGUUGGUUGGCACCUAUCAGUAAUGUAAUGUGAGCAUCCUUGUUUCUUGGGUUGGUUGGCACCUAUCAGUAAUGUAAUGUGAGCAUCCUUGUUUCUUGGGUUUGGCCCAUAUCACUAAUGUAAUGAACUAGAUAGGCCAUAGACAAAACAAUAAUGACGAGCUAAAUGAUAGACAACAGAGUUAAACCAUGAACUGAAUCUUGUCCAAUAAAGAACAAUGCUUAACUGAAGAUUGUUAGUUGAUAAUAUGGUCAAAAAAUACUUCAUUAUUCAAUUAGAGCAGAAACAGUGUUAUAAAAUUUUUUAAUUAAAUAUUAAAUCAUGAUAUGGAUGAACUAGACAACAAUUUGGGUGAACUAGAGUACACUAUGUAAUGGUUUAUACAAUAUUUUAAUUUUAAAAACAAAUUACUUUCAGAGUUUAUACCUUGGACCUAUACAAAAGUAUGCAACAGCUAAACAAAAGGAACAUUUCUUGAAACCCUUCUUGCAUGGAGAUAAAAUAGGAUGUUUUGCCCUUAGUGAGCCAGGUACUGUACAUGAUCUGAGGAGAUAAAAUAGGAUGUUUUGCUCUUAGUGAGCCAGGUACAGUACAUGAUCUGAGGAGAUAAAAUAGGAUGUUUUGCCCUUAGUGAGCCAGGUACUGUACAUGAUCUGAGGAGAUAAAAUAGGAUGUUUUGCCCUUAGUGAGCCAGGUACUGUACAUGAUCUGAGGAGAUAAAAUAGGAUGUUUUGCCCUUAGUGAGCCUGGUACUGUACAUGAUCUGAGGAGAUAAAAUAGGAUGUUUUGCUCUUAGUGAGCCAGGUACUGUACAUGAUCUGAGGAGAUAAAAUAGGAUGUUUUGCCCUUAAGGGGCCAGGUACUGUACAUGAUCUGAGGGGAUAAAAUAGGAUGUUUUGCUCUUAGUGAGCCAGGUACUGUACAUGAUCUGAGGGGAUAAAAUAGAAUGUUUUGCCCUUAGUGAGCCAGGUACUGUACAUGAUCUGAGGAGAUAAAAUAGGAUGUUUUGCUCUUAGUGAGCCAGGUACAGUACAUGAUCUGAGGAGAUAAAAUAGGAUGUUUUGCCCUUAGUGAGCCAGGUACAGUACAUGAUCUGAGAAGAUAAAAUAGAAUGUUUUGCCCUUAGUGAGCCAGGUACUGUACAUGAUCUGAGGGGAUAAAAUAGGAUGUUUUGCCCUUAGUGGGCCAGGUACAGUACAUGAUCUGAGGGGAUAAAAUAGGAUGUUUUGCCCUUAGUGAGCCUGGUACUGUACAUGAUCUGAGGAGAUAAAAUAGGAUGUUUUGCUCUUAGUGAGCCAGGUACUGUACAUGAUCUGAGGGGAUAAAAUAGGAUGUUUUGCCCUUAGUGAGCCAGGUACUGUACAUGAUCUGAGGAGAUAAAAUAGGAUGUUUUGCCCUUAGUGAGCCAGGUACAGUACAUGAUCUGAGAAGAUAAAAUAGGAUGUUUUGCCCUUAGUGAGCCAGUUACUGUACAUGAUCUGAGGAGAUAAAAUAGGAUUUUUUACGCUUAUUGAGCCAGGUACAGUACAUGAUCUGAGGAGAUAAAAUAGGAUGUUUUGCCCUGAGUGAGCCAGGUACUGUACAUGAUCUGAGGGGAUAAAAUAGGAUGUUUUGCCCUUAGUGAGCCAGGUACAGUACAUGAUCUGAGAAGAUAAAAUAGAAUGUUUUGCCCUUAGUGAGCCAGAUACUGUACAUGAUCUGAGGAGAUAAAAUAGGAUGUUUUGCUCUUAGUGAGCCAGGUACUGUACAUGAUCUGAGGAGAUAAAAUAGGAUGUUUUGCUCUUAGUGAGCCAGGUACUGUACAUGAUCUGAGGAGAUAAAAUAGGAUGUUUUGCUCUUAGUGAGCCAGGUACUGUACAUGAUCUGAGGAGAUAAAAUAGGAUGUUUUGCUCUUAGCGAGCCAGGUACUGUACAUGAUCUGAGGAGAUAAAAUAGGAUGUUUUGCCCUUAGUUAGCCAGGUACUGUACAUGAUCUGAGGAGAUAAAAUAGGAUGUUUUGCUCUUAGUGAGCAGGUACUGUUCAUGAUCUGAGGAGAUAAAAUAGGAUGUUUUGCUCUUAGUGAGCCAGGUACUGUACAUGAUCUGACUUAAAUUGUCUAAUAAAUUUUACUUGUAUAAUUCAUGUUAACCUAAUCCAUUUCAAUCACAAAUACUAAUUCUCUAUGAGUGGACAAAUUCUCAUAUUUGGGCAGCCCCCUCUCCAGGUCAUUAUCAAUAGAUGAUGAGAUCAACAACUGAAAUUUAAAUGCCAUUGUUGCAUUCGGAAAGCUCAACACGAGUUUUUGGGAGCAAAGGUGUCUCAGCCUUGUCACUAAGCUCAAAAUAUAUAGGGCAAUAGUAUUAACAUCUCUCCUCUGUGCUAUCGAGAUGUGGACAGUGUACAGCAGACAUGCUAGUAAAUUGCUAGACAGCUAAACCAUAUCCACCUAAGCUGUCUAUGUUAACUUCUUGGCAUAAGGUGGCAGGACAAAGUCCCUGAUACAGGGGAUCUGCAAAGGGCAGAGUUUAUCAGCAUCCACAGGGGGACUUUCAUAACGCACGUCCGUUAUUUUGGCAGAUUUUUAAAACUCUCUUUCCACCAUUGUCACGAAAUUUACAAACCCUCGUAAAAUAUUGUCAAAAGUCCGUCCCCCCCCCCUUUUAGAUGGGUGAGAUUAUUUAUGGUGGAAUAUAAACUUAACCAACAAACAUUGUUACCACUGUCUAGAACUCAUCCCAUGUGUCUAAAAGUUGUGUUUGAAUUGAAGGUAACGGCAGUGAUGCUGGGGCAGCCUCUACAACAGCACAGCUGCAUUCAGGGACUUGGGUUCUUAAUGGAACAAAGGCUUGGAUUACCAAUGGCUAUGAGGCUUCUGCUACAGUGGUAAGUCCAUUUAUUUGAUCGGUAAUAGGACAAAUGGCUUUGAGGUUUAUAUAGCAUUCUCACAAUAACCUACUUUUACAGAUUCACUGUCUCAAACUGUAGAGAAAUAUUUUAACACUGAACUACUUAGCUUCCCCGUAAACUGAGCUGUCUCAUACAUACAUGCAUAUAUACCAAAGCCUAUACACUAAUCUACUCAACUACAUAAUUGCCUUAUGCUUAUAGAUAUACUUAUAUAGAGAUAUACCAAGCAUAUGCACUGACCUACUCACUCCCUUAGCUGUCACAUAUAGACUUAUAAACUUAUAUUAUACCAAAGUAUACACACUGAUCUACUUAUCAGAUCUGUAUAUGGUAACAUAAUAUACAUACUGACCUACUUACCUGCCUCAAAUAGACAUGCAUAUUACCAAAGUAUACCCCCUGACCCACUUAGCUGUCUCAUAUAUACAUGUAUACACACUAAUCUACUUUCAUUAAGCAAAAUAUAAAGAAUAUCCAAUCUUUGGUUAAGUAUCCAAUGUUAUGUUCACUUUCUUUGACAAUGAGUUAAGUAUUUCUUUUCUUGAUUUAUGUAUUUGAUUUUUCGCUUUUCUUUUCCUUUUGUCCAGAUUUCUAAUGAUAUUUUUAACUCCAUUAUAAUAUGAUACAUAAUAGGUGACAAAUGAGUGAGAAAUUAAUGAUAAAAUGCUUAUAUUUGAAGAAAAUUGUUCAGAAUGUUUUUGCUGCUUUAGAGUUAGACAUUUUACAAAAUUUGAUUUUUAAAAAAACUUGUCAGCUAUUUGAUUAAAGUUUGAUUUUUUAAAAUCUUGUCAGAUAUUUGCUAAAAAUUUGAUUUUUGUAAAACUUGUCAGGUAUUUGCAACUACAGACAAAAAGUUAAAGCACAAGGUAUGGAUUUAAAUUUAUGUGAAAUUUGCUAAUGAUUUUAAUACUAAUCCACAAUCCAAAAAAAAGGGACGGGGGGGACCUCAUAGUUUCCUAUGGCAUGGUCCAACACAAUAGCAAUAUGCUAUAUGGCAUAUCUACAUCAAAUGAUUCCCUUGCCGACCUGGCCUCUUACAAGUCAAGCUUGGGGCAAGAAGUCAACUUGUGUUCCGCCAUUUCUGGGUCUGGAUGGCAAUGCUAGCAAUUUUGGGUCCUGUUGUGGUUAAAGCAGGGCCAUAAUAAUAUUUACAACUUUUUGGGUCGUAGUGAUCUUAGUUGUAGCUUGAUCUAAAGGUACAUUCAUACUACUGCCUGCAACCACAAGGCUCAGUGGUGAAUCCAUGUUGAAAAUCCAUGACACUGAUAUCCCACACAGGUGUUCACACUGAGCUGGCACAACUAUGGUACUGUUAUCUGAAGCAGAACUUUGGUUCAUAUUAAUCAAUUUUAAAUGUCUGUUCUUGCGCAACAGUCAACAAUCUGCAACCGGAUGUGUCUCUUUAAAUAAAUAGAUUCUGCUUUUUUCUUUUAAAUAUGAUUUUAACAAUAACCUCCCAUGCAAGGGAAAAUUCAAAUGUAAAAUUUUAAAAAAAAUCUUUGAUUCCCUUUUUUCCUGGAACAUUUUUUCUUCAGUCUUAUCAACCUGGAAAUGCAUUUCAUAAAUUUUAAGCUUCGAACUACAACAUAUGGCUACUAUGGAAAACAACAUUUGCAAACAAGUCAGCCGAUGUCAAAUUCAUCAUAUUUGUUAAGACCACUUUAUUUUCUACUGGUCGCUAUGCUAUUAAUCUGUCAGCUGAUGAUAACACAGGGCAUUAGUGCUUUCCUUGUUCCUAAACCAAGUGCUAUCAUUUACAGGGCAUUAGUGCUUUCCUUGUUCCUAAACCAAGUGCUAUCAUUUACAGGGCAUCAGUGCUUUCCUUGUUCCUAAACCAAGUGCUGGACUGUCUCUGGGUAAGAAAGAGGACAAGCUAGGCAUUAAAGCAUCAUCAACAUGUAAUCUUAUUUUUGAAGACUGCAGCAUCCCUGAGGAAAAUAUCUUGGGCAAGCCUGGCAUGGGCUUUAAAAUUGCCAUGGUAACUAACAGUUCUUAAAGACUUUCAUUUAAAAUAAUAGAUUCCAAUAAUAAUACAACUUAGUUAUUAAACCAAAAUUAGAUUUUGUCAAUUUAAAGAAAAAGAUUAACUAGAAUGAGUAGAAAUAUAUUUUAAAAAUUGUAAUCAGUUGACCAAUUAUCACAGAGUUAUUUUGAAGUGUAAAAUAAAAACUAUUUCCUUCCUUCUGAAGCAAACUUUAGAUGCUGGAAGAAUUGGAAUUGCUGCACAAGGACUGGGUAUAGCACAGGUAAAAAAUUUCAUUUUUUUUGGUGAGCUUAUGGGAAGCUAACAAUAACCUUGCAGGUUUGAAGUUAAAAUUACUUUGAUCGGUCUAAUUAUUUAUUAAAAUGACUUUGUAUUUAAAUAAAUCGGAUUAAAGAAAUAUUUUUAAAAAAUUUGUUGAUCAAUCAGGCUUCCCUUGAUUGUGCUGUUGACUAUGCCAUGAAGCGCCACUCUUUUGGAAUGCCCAUUGGCAAACUGCAAACCAUUCAGGUAAAUUCACUAGCGACUUAUUUAUUAGCCAGCACCGGUAACCCAAAUAUUUUUGCAGUCUAUUGGAAUGUAACAAUUUAAUCUUGAGAGCAGGGCCAAGCAAAGGCAAAGUGGCUCCCAGGGCUAAGCCCGAUAGGUGCAGCCAUUUUUAAAAUGCUCUAUUUUUAGAAUCAAGUAAUAAAAAUCAAACCCAUCUCAAAUGUAAAGCAGGUGAAUCUCCUAACAGAAUACCACCAUUGUCAUUAAAAUUUAAUUUUAAAAAGAUACCGAGAUUGUAUAUUUGAAAAAAUAUUUGAUUAGCCAGCAUUAUAAUAAUACCGGUAAAUAAGGUAAUUACUUUCAGGACCUAUCAUUUAAUCAAAAGUGUGAUCUAAAUACUAUAAUAUCAUUAUGUUGUGAUUCUAAUGUUUUCCCUUGGGUACAUAUGUUACUUGUAUCAACACACAUAUGCUUGGUACAUAAAUUAAUAGUAAAAGUUUGAUUUUUUAUUGCUUAACUUUGUUUUGUACAUGUUGUCUGAGUAGCAUUAAAUCUGUUAUUAUUAACGUUAUAUUGUAAAUGCAACUCAACACAACAGAAUUUAAAAAAAAAAAAAAAUUAAAUUAAUAAACUCCAUUUAAUUACCAAGGAUAUAUAACAUUUAUCUGUUAUCAUUAACAGUGCAUUAUAUAUUGAACCGUUAUAUUAAUAAUGACAGUUGUGUUCAAAGGAUUUGUUGUAAUGAAAGUUAAAAAGUCAAGCACUUCAAAUCCUAAAAAUAUUUAAAAUGUGUGAUGGUUGGAAAAUUAAAGUAUAAAACAAACGUACUUUAAAAGUAACUGACUAGACUAUGAAAGAAUUAAUGAUUAUUCCCAAUUUAAACCACAGAUGAAAAUUGCAGACAUGGAAGUUCGUUUAGAGAGUGCACGUCUCCUUACAUGGAAGGCUGCCAUGUUAAAAGAUGCAGGGAGAAACUUUACAAAGGUAAUCAAGUCAUCAGCAAUAUUUGUCUUAUUGCUUAAUGAAUGCCACUUUAAAACUAGGACCAUUCUCACAGUCACAGCCUUACCAAACUUGUCUUUGGAAAAUAAACUUUAAUUAAUUGAUAAAAUGUCUGCUCCUUUUCAAUCAAUUUAACAAAUUUCACAGUCUGAGUAUAAAUAAAUGGUGUACCGGGUAUUUUACACCAGAGUGAGUUAUUUACCAAAGUUUACCAUGACAGUGUUGUCAUUUAUGAAUGUUACAGUGCAUUACAUCAAACCAACUGUUGUUAUAAAGUAAGACAUACUUCUGUUUCCUUGUUUUGAAAUACAGAAUUGAUUUUUGUUGCUCUAUCUUAUUUUAGGAGGCAGCAAUGGCCAAACUGGCAGCUUCAGAAACGGCAACAUUUAAUGCUCACAGUGUAAGGCUAGAGUGUUAAUGUCUUUGAAUUCAACACAUUAGAUCAAUACUCUGACACGUCUUUGGAUUCAGCACAUUAGAUCAAUACUCUAUUGAUAAUCAACAAUAUGCAAAUAUUUAAUCUGUAUCAGAGUGUUAAUUUAAUAACAAGUGUCUUUAUUUUCACUAGCAUUGGUAAAUAUAUUUGAAUGAGGAAUUGUCCUUGACAAUCAUUGACAUGAAUCUUCUAUUUAACGAGUGCUUUCACUAGUCUCAGCUCCUGAUAUUUAAUGUUCCUGUUCUUUUUUCAGGCCAUACAAAUACUUGGGGGCAUGGGCUAUGUUUCGGAUAUGCCUGCAGAGCGCCAUUACAGGGAUGCACGGAUUACUGAAAUCUAUGAGGGCACCAGUGAGAUCCAACGUAUUGUCAUUGCCACUAACACUUUCAAGGAGAGAGGAUUGAAUUGAAGUCUUCAAGUGCUGCCCUGAUCUGUCUAUUCCCUCACUUAAUGUAUUAUAAAUUACCAGAAAAUUAAGCUAAUCGCUGAUGUCCCAUCAGUAAAGCAAAGAGCCGGUGCUGACAAUGUAAUUAACAGCUUUCUAAUUCCUGGUUGAUCUGCCAGAGAAAAUAUCAUGCAUAACCUUAAGGCCCUGUUAAAAUACAUUUUUGCUGUUAGAAAAAAAAAUAAUGUGUUUUAUAUCUAUAAAAUACCAAUAGUAUAUAUUAUUAUUAUUUGAUAUGAUUAAUAAAAUUUUCAGUUAAAAUAAUACAAACAAUUAUAAAAAGCCAAAAGGACAAUUAUGACGGUUUUUUUAAUCUGAAUAUAAAUAUCACUAACACCUUUGAAGUAUAUAAGUACAAAUUAAAUAGGUUUGCACAAAUUCAGUUAUUCACCCAAUAUAUAUAUAAUGCAUACAUUCUGGGCAUUUGCCGUACUGACAAUUAUUUUUUGACCAAUUAUCAUAGGAAUGUCUUUUUUAUUAUAAUUACUAUUUUUUUAUACCGGGUACUUGAGUGCAUAAUAAAAAUUAAUAAUUCAGGCAACAUUUUGUUGAAAUUCAUUCUUCAUUUCAACAAAUUGGGGACGUGGCAAUAACAUGGACAAGUGAUUAUGGUGAUUCACUUGAUUAACAAAACUGCCAAUGCCAUUACCAAUGGUUACUUAAAACACUUGAUUCUAAAGAACACACACAUAUAAGUAUGUAUAUUAUGCAUGUGCCUGUCAUGUG
This is a messenger RNA of Lymnaea stagnalis (great pond snail), 11524 nucleotides long. Lineage: Eukaryota; Metazoa; Mollusca; Gastropoda; Lymnaeidae. The record is from the annotation of a GenBank genome assembly.